Molecule: messenger RNA, 1703 nt
Organism: Aplosporella prunicola CBS 121167
Lineage: Eukaryota; Fungi; Ascomycota; Dothideomycetes; Botryosphaeriales; Aplosporellaceae
Exons: 7
Coding region: 1-1311 (436 amino acids)
Biological process (GO): medium-chain fatty acid biosynthetic process; medium-chain fatty acid catabolic process
Molecular function (GO): acetylesterase activity; monoacylglycerol lipase activity
Source: RefSeq, a predicted model, not a curated record
AUGGACUUCUCGUGGUUAGCCGGCCAUGCCCGGACUACGUACUACAACAGCCCCAACCCCGUCAACCUCAAAACCAAGUCUGGGGAUGCUGUGUCUCUGCCGGAUCUGGUCAAGCAAGUGACGCCUCCUUGCCGCUUGAAUCCGUUACUCUUCAACGGACACCUGCAGACGGCUUACACCACUGUCAAGGGGGCCGAUGUUCCAGUAACCUACAAAAGAAAAAUCUUCGAGUCGGACGACCCAAGGUAUGCCGGAACAUUCGCCGUGGACUUCGUGCAUCGUAUAGCAUCCGAUGGCGUGGAUGAUUCACUCCCUCCGAGGACGACGUACUAUACCGACCAAGAGUUUGGCGAGGUCGGCUCUGAUGACAGCAAACCUAUGCUUGUUACUCUGCACGGCCUUUCUGGCGGGAGUCAUGAGAUUUACCUGCGUCAUGUUCUCGCUCCUUUGACCAAUGAACAGGGCGGAUGGGAAGCUUGCGUGGUCAAUUCCAGAGGCUGCGCAAUGAGCAAAAUCACCACCAGCGUGCUGUACAACGCUCGUGCAACGUGGGAUGUGAGACAAACAGUGAAAUGGCUGAGAGAAAAGUUCCCAAACCGGCCUUUGUUUGGUAUUGGCUUCUCACUUGGCGCCAAUAUAUUGACCAACUACCUUGGCGAAGAAGGAGAAAACUGCCAAUUGAAGGCCGCCGUAGCCUGUUCAAACCCGUGGAAUCUUGAGGUCUCAUCUAUGGUUUUGCAAAAAUCAUGGAUAGGCUUGAAUGUGUAUCAGAAAGUCAUGGGAAACAAUAUGAAAAAGCUUUUUGAGAUGCACGUGGACCAAGUCAAGAAAAACCCCGCGAUCGACAUUGAUAAAGUGAGAAGCAUUGACUAUCUCUUCGAAUUCGAUAGGUACAUUCAGUGUGCCAGUUGGGGAUACCCCACAGAAGGCUCAUACUAUCGCGAUGCCUCUUCUACAGACUCCAUGCUGGCCAUUAAAAUACCGUUCCUUGGUAUCAACGCUGAGGACGAUCCGAUCGCGGUAAAGGAAGCCAUUCCCUUUGAGGAGUUCAAGCAAAACCCAUAUGCUAUUUUGUGUAGCACCUCUCUUGGGGGUCACCUCAGUUGGUUUGAGAGUAAUGGCGACCGAUGGUUCGCAAAAGCCGUAAGUGCUGUUGCCUUUUUAGCGAAGAUGGCCAAGGACAUCAACCUAGAAGACAUCGAGAAUCCGGAACCGAAGAGUGUCAAUGGUAGCGCAGAAGCGAAGAUCAAGCAACCAGUCUUCGAGCCGAUGCGUCGCAAGCUGCACAUUCCGAAAGAACAUGCAGCAUAGAGUGCAUCCAGAUGCUUUGCUACAGUCAAAUCUGGUUACAACAUUCGACACGGUCAGCAAAAUCCGACUCUCAAAAAGGCGUUCAUCGGUGGCAUGUCCGGCUAGAGUUUGCGUAGCCUUUUGCAUACCUUUGGCGUUAUAACGAGAGAAACGUUGUAAACAGUCAACGCCAAUCUCAACAGUCGGUAGCUGUUGACCAGCCCAAACGAUGUAACCAGUCUGGACUGUACUUAACUUGGCAUUCACAUGAACGAAACCAUCAGAGGACUCACUGUAUACUUUCGUAGAACAAUCAUGGUAUCAUAGAAUAGAAUAGAAAGCGGCUCAACCAAAAGACACCCUCUUCUUGCUAGGCUUCGUAGACUUAGCGGGGGCCGCGGCGCUUUCGUCAG